AAGUAAGUGAGAGGGACUUUUCAUGUGAAAUCGUGCACCGCCAUGACGACACUGCGCAUGUGCAGUAACGUGGUCGAAAGCUGGACGUCAGGAUGGGAAGCGCAGUGUGAACAUAUGGACAGCCACAGCUCUGCUCCUCCAAAAUGGCACCACCCUCCUCCUCCUCCUCCUCCUGCUGCUGCUGCUGCUGCCGCUGUUGCUCUCCCCGUACCUGGCUGUGCUCACGCUCCUCAGCCUACACUUUGGUUCUUGGCUUGGUAUUCAUCACACUAGGGACCAGUCGCAUCAUUUUGCUGAAGUUCUCUGAAAAUGAAGAAAACAAGUAUGACUUUCACCCUGCCUCUGUGAAUUUGAUGGCAGAGACCAUUAAACUCGUCUUUUGUUUAGCCAUGUCAGUGCGCGUGAUCAUUCGAGAGAGUCGUUCAUGUAAGGACUUGGGCUGCUCCUCUGGUUCCUCUUUUUCUAGCUGUUUUAAAUGGGCUGUCCCUGCAUUCCUCUAUUUUCUUGACAACCUCAUUAUUUUUUAUGUGAUGACCUACCUCCAGCCUGCGAUGGCAGUAUUGUUCUCCAAUGUUGUCAUUCUUACAACAGCCAUUCUGUUUCGGUUCGUUCUGAAGAGGCGUUUGUCCUGGGUGCAGUGGGCCUCCCUCGUCAUUCUCUUCUUCUCCAUCGUCGCACUGACCAUGAGCACAUGCACUAACCAGCAUGCUGUCAGUGUGCAUGGUCUGCACGCAGCACAUGUCUCUGCUCCCUCCAGCAGUUGCUCAAACUAUACGCUGUUGGAGAUGAAGAAGCACAACCAGAGUGAGACCAGCUGGGCAGAAGGACUGGCUCCUGAGCUCUGGAACAGCCAGCUUGUCCAGCGUUUACGUGGCUUCGGCCUGGGCUAUGUCUUGCUACUGCUCCAGUGCUUCACCUCUGCACUGGCCAACAUCUACAAUGAGAAGAUCCUGAAGGAUGGAGAGCAGCUAGCUGAAAGUAUUUUUAUCCAGAACAGCCGGCUGUAUGUGUUUGGUGUUGCCUUCAAUGGCCUGGCACUGGUGUUGCGUGCCGACUCACGGACGAUGAUGCUGCGCUACGGCCUAUUUCAUGGUCACAAUGCCUACUCCAUAGCGCUGACCUUCAUUACAGCUGCCCUUGGUCUCUCUGUUGCUUUCAUCCUUAAGUUCCGUGACAACAUGUUCCAUGUGCUGACGGGCCAAAUCACCACUGUGCUCGUCACAGCCCUGUCAUUCUUCCUUUUUAAUUUCCGCCCAGAACUAGACUUCUUCCUACAGGCGCCAGUUGUUUUGCUGGCCAUCUUUAUAUACCACAGCAGCGGCCUGAAGGACCCAGAGUAUGUACUGCAGCAAGAGAGGCUCAGGGUCAUCAAUGGAGAGGUGUUUGAGCGGCAUCAAGGGGAUGGGGAAGAGUUGGAGAGACUAAAUAAAUCUGACACAGAGGGUGAUUCUGAAGAGGAGUCUUUCUGAGCCUACUCUCUCAUUCCAGCCUUUAGCUACUAAAGUGUUACUGUAAUUAUCUUGCAAAUUAUCUGUCAGUGUGCCUGUAUUUAUAAUGCUCUUAUGGCUAUAUUUAUUGACCCUUUUUUCGGGGACACCUACUAUAUUGGUGCAAAAGCUUGAUGCACUCGUACUUGCAAACCCACUAAAAUGACGCUGCCAGGUCAGUGUUUUUGCAAUGCUGAGAAUGAUCCACCACCCAGGUAAUAGCUGGUCAGUGGUGGAUAAGAUAGAGUGGUCUGACAAAUUGUGUACAGAAACAGAUGGACUACAGUCAGUGAUUGUAAAGAUAGUGCACCAUACUGUGGUAUGAGUUCCUUAUAAAUGGGCCAUAGAAUAUAGCUGUAAACAAAGUGGCCUAAAUAAAAUAUGUAUAUUGUGGUAUUUUAA
Messenger RNA from Pangasianodon hypophthalmus (striped catfish), 1889 nucleotides. RefSeq names its product solute carrier family 35 member A5 (gene slc35a5). Bases 144 to 1469 code for a protein of 441 amino acids. NCBI's taxonomy places the organism in Eukaryota, Metazoa, Chordata, Actinopteri, Siluriformes, Pangasiidae. The record is from RefSeq and is a predicted model, not a curated record. Gene Ontology annotation, cellular component: Golgi membrane. Gene Ontology annotation, biological process: pyrimidine nucleotide-sugar transmembrane transport. Gene Ontology annotation, molecular function: pyrimidine nucleotide-sugar transmembrane transporter activity. The transcript is spliced from 7 exons.